Manduca sexta (tobacco hornworm) is the source of this 4086-nucleotide messenger RNA. Its product is annotated as neural-cadherin-like. NCBI's taxonomy places the organism in Eukaryota, Metazoa, Arthropoda, Insecta, Lepidoptera, Sphingidae. Gene Ontology annotation, molecular function: calcium ion binding. Gene Ontology annotation, cellular component: cell-cell junction; plasma membrane. The transcript is spliced from 13 exons. The record is from RefSeq and is a predicted model, not a curated record. The coding region runs from base 1 to 4086 and encodes 1361 amino acids. Gene Ontology annotation, biological process: homophilic cell-cell adhesion.
AUGGCGCGCACUGUGUUGGCGGGAGGAGCGCUGCUCUGCGUCCUGAGCAUGGUGCUGCAGGCGCGCGCGCUCACCCUGCUGGCACACGACGUCCGCCCUGGACAUACAGUCCGGCAUUUUAUUGGAAACAAUUCGCGCUAUACACUGCUUGAUCCAGAUUUUACUUCAUAUUUUACUUUACUGGAUGAUGGCAUCCUCAUGACUACUGCUGAUCUUGCACCACUUCUGAAUAAACCCAUAAACCUUGCCGUUUUGGAGCAAACACCGUAUAGUAGCUCUGCACAUUCAGUCCAUCUUUAUGUAAUGGAUCGUCGAAGAAUGUUGCAUUUUAGUACGACUAAUGGGUUGAUUGGAGAGAUUCCAGAAAAUGCUCCACUGGGAUCUGUGGUGGACUUACCUCCUGUAAGAGCAACAGCGUUGAUUGAUGUUGGUCCGAUCGCUUAUAAAAUAAUUAAAGGAAAUGAAGGCUCCGCCUUUGGUUUGAGAGCUAAAGGAGAUAGAGAAUUCAAUCCUGAAGUGAGGUCUGUCAUAACUGAUGGAGAUGUUGAGGUAAUAGCUACAAAAACUUUAGAUGCUGAGGAGAAAAAUACGUAUGACCUCAUUGUUCAGGCAACUGAUAUGCAUGGAGCAAGCAAAGCGAGUCUCCCGAUCCGAGUGAACGUUGCUAAUGAAAAUGAUCAUGAGCCGUAUUUUGAACAGGAUAUAUAUUAUUUUUCUGUUAAUGGUACUCCAGAUGAAAAUGGUCCAAACGGAACGGCACGUUGGCAAAGGUUUUCAAACAUUGGAAAAGUUAUCGCUCAUGAUGCCGAUGGUGACCGCUUAUAUUAUUCGCUGUUGACGCCUAGCAAUAUCGCGGUUAUAGUGCCUCAAACAGGGGAGCUGAUAUUAGCAGAUGAACCGGAUAGUCAUGAAGCAGAAUUGAGAGUUGUUGCUCACGACACUGGCUCUCCACCGCGCAAAAGCCAACCGUCAAGGGUUUAUUUGGAAUUUGUUGUUUUCGAUCGAAAAGAGUUGCCGAUACUUCACCGAGAUAAGCGACGAGUAACUCGCGCAGUAAGACCAACAAAGCGAAUUGAAUUUACUGAGGCCGACGGCGAGGUAGAGGGAAGGGCUGUAUUCACCCUUGAAAAAGAAACAGAUCGCGAAACAUUUAAGAUCCGUGACGAAAAUCCUUGGGUAACCGUCGAACCUAGUGGUGUAGUGAAAGUUAAAAAGAAGUGGGACUAUGAGGAGCUCGGGCCUGAGAAAACAAUCGAUUUCUGGGUGACCAUCACAAAUGCAGGCAAUGGAGACACCGACAACCAGCGAGUGAUCAUCCACGUAAAGGACGUAAACGACGAGCCUCCUUACUUCAUAAAUCGUCCCCUGCCCAUGCAAACAGUAGUUCAACUCAACGCUGCGCCCAACACUCCAGUGUUCACACUACAGGCCAGGGAUCCUGACACUGACCAUAACAUUCACUACUUCAUCGUGAGAGAUAGGACAGGGGGACGCUUUGAAGUGGACGAACGGUCCGGCGUUGUGCGAACCAGGGGAACAGACCCAUUCCAGUUGGAUAUGGAAUACGUGCUCUACGUUAAGGCUGAAGAUCAGAGUGGUCGCGUAGACGAGAGACGAUUUCAGUCCACGCCUGAGGAGCGAUUAAGUAUUGUCGGCGGAAAACGCGCUCCACAAUUUUACCUGCCAAGUUAUGAAGCCGAAAUAGCUGAAAACCAGAAGAAGGAUUCUGAUAUCAUAUCAGUUAAGGCAAAAUCAUUUGCGGACCGUGAGAUUCGGUACACACUCAAGGCCCAAGGUCAGGGCGCCGGCACCUUCAAUAUUGGCCCUACUUCAGGCAUCGUGAAACUGGCCAAGGAAUUAGAUUUUGAAGACUUGAGACAACCACACGUUUACUCGUUAGUUGUCACUGCGACUGAAGAUUCCGGAGGUUUCUCUACGUCUGUUGAAUUAACUAUCCGCGUAACUGAUGUCAACGACAACGCGCCGAAAUUUGAGCUGCCCGACUACCAGGCGCACAAUGUUGACGAGGAUAUACCCCUUGGCACCAGCAUACUGAAGGUGAAAGCCAUGGACGCUGAUUCAGGGAAAAAUGCCGAAAUUGAAUACUUAGUUUCAGAUGAUCAUUUUAGCGUCGACUCAAAUGGCAUCAUCACAAAUAACAAGCUUCUUGACGCGGACAACAACAAUGCUUACUACGAGUUUGUCGUCACUGCUAAAGACAAGGGAGAGCCUGCUAAAACUGGAACUGCUACAGUACGAGUUUACACAAAAAACAAGAAUGACGAAGAACCAAAAUUCUCACAGCAAGUGUACACACCGAAUGUUGAUGAGAAUGCUGGUCCAAAUACUUUAGUCACAACUGUAGUUGCUUCUGAUAAAGAUGGUGACAACGUACGCUUCGGUUUUGUCGGCGGAGGUACAAGUUCAGGCCAGUUUGUCAUAGAAGAAAUAACUGGUGUAAUCCGACUGCACAACAAAGCUAUAUCGCUUGACAGAGAUAAAUAUGAACUAAACGUAACUGCUAUGGAUGACGGCGCAUGUUGCGUUAAUGGAGAUGCUACAAUUCACACUUCCACGGCUGUUGUAGUUGUAUUUAUAACAGACGUGAACGAUAAUAAGCCUAUAUUUAAAGAUUGUCCUACGUAUUUUCCGAAAGUCGAAGAAGGCGCGCCAAAUGGCAGCCCUGUUAUAAAAGUUCAUGCCACUGAUGAAGACAAGGGAGUGAAUGGACAAGUUAAAUAUUCUAUAGUACAACAACCUAAUCAAAAAGGCACUAAGUUUACUGUAGAUGAGGAAACAGGUGAAGUAUCCACGAACAAAGUAUUCGACAGAGAAGGAGAUGACGGAAAAUUCGUAUCGGUAACAGUAAAAGCAACGGAUCAAGGAGAGCCAUCAUUAGAGGGUGUAUGUUCAUUCACUGUAGAAAUUACUGACGUUAACGACAAUCCGCCAUUGUUCGACAGACAAAAAUAUGUGGAGAAUGUUAAACAGGACGCCAGUAUAGGCACGAACAUAUUGCGAGUUUCCGCAUCUGACGAGGACGCCGAUAAUAACGGUGCUAUCGUAUACACUUUAAGUGCACCGUAUAAUCCGGCCGACAUAGAAUAUUUCGAAAUCCAGCCCGAAUCGGGCUGGAUCGUACUUAAGAAACCGCUCGACCGGGACAGGUACCGACUGCGCGUGCGCGCCUCCGACAGAGGCGACCCGCCCUCCUCCGCAGACGUGGACGUUGAAUUAGACGUGGUAGACAGGAACAAUAAGCCCCCCAUCUGGGACAUGACCACGUAUGGCCCCGUUCACAUCAAAGAGAAUGUCACACGAGAAACGUACAAGUUGGAGGCUAUGGCUCAAGACAAGGGCUUCCCACCCUUGUCCAGAACCGUGGAGGUCCAGAUAGACGUAGUGGAUCGCGCAAACAAUCCCCCCGUGUGGGACCACACGGUGUAUGGCCCGAUCUACAUUCGAGAGAAUUUGCCCGUGGGCGCCAAAGUGGUGUCCGUGAAAGCAAGCUCGGGCAUUGAAAACAAUCCCACAGUGUUUUACCGUUUAAUGCCCGGCUCCACUGCACAAACCAACAAGUUUCACACAUUUUAUUUACAACAAAGAGCUGACAAUGGAUUCACAUGGGCAGACAUAAAGGUCAAUCAUCCGUUAGACUACGAAAGCAUCAAGGAAUACAAUCUUACGAUUCGAGUUGAGAACAACGGGGCACAACAACUUGCUUCUGAAGCGACUGUCUACAUCAUGCUAGAAGACGUCAACGAUGAAAUUCCACUCUUUACUGAACGAGAACAAGAGACGGUUCUGGAAGGCGAACCGAUUGGCACAAAGGUCACGCAAGUCAAUGCUAUUGAUAAGGACGGAACUUUCCCGAACAACCAGGUGUACUACUAUAUCGUGGAUUCGCCGCGCAACGAAGGGAAGGACUUCUUCGAAAUCAGUAUGCAGACCGGGGAAAUCUUCACAAAAGUUGUGUUCGACAGAGAAAAGCAGGGGGCGUACGCUCUGGAGGUGGAGGCGCGCGACGGAGCACCCUCGGCCCGGCCUAAUUCUGACAACCAGCCGAAUUCAGGUUGGAAUUGUUAA